AUGGAUGAGAGCGGACCAGCUCACAAAAAGCAGUUCACUGUUUCACUUGUGCUUACUCCCGAUCAGGUGUUUUAUGGGAAGGGAGCAUCCAUAAAAAAAGCUCAGCAAUCAGCCGCCGAUAGUGCCUUGAAAGAAACAACGUUGCCUAAACCUCGUGAAAAUGUCCCCAAAAAAGUCAAGAAAGGUAAGUUUUUUCAAGAGAAAAAAAUAAUCGAACUGUUGCUUUCCUUUGACUACAUUCAGCGAUUAAGACUGGUCUAUCUGCGAGAUCCACAGAAUCCCACUGUAUUGCUCAGUUAUGUCGCAGAGCGACUCGGACUGGAAUUAAAAUUUAUUGAGGAACUGUUGCCAUCGAAACGUAUCAUGAUGCCACGAUUGCCACCACCAGUACCGCCACCGCCGCUGCGACCACCUCAUCUUCCACCUUUAUCACUUCCAAUGCCUAUUAGACUAGUUUAUCCGCAGAAUCCCACUGUAUUGCUCAGUUAUGUCGCAGAGCGACUCGGACUGGAAUUAAAAUUUAUUGAGGAACUGUUGCCAUCGAAACGUAUCAUGAUGCCACGACUGGCACCACCAGUACCGCCGCCGCCGCUGCGACCAGCUCAUCUUCCACCUUUAUCACUUCCAAUGCCGCCUAUCGUACGAAGUGCUUUCAUGCCAAUGAUGUGCGAACGGCCUAUCGUACGAAGUGCUUUCAUGCCAAUGAUGUGCGAACGGUUUGUUUAUCCCCCGCCACGCGCAUCAUUUCCACCUCAAUGUGCUCCAGGCUCGACUUCGGCUCCUCCCGUGCUACCAAUGCAUAUGAUUGUGUCACCAACGAAAGCCCUGACACUUCGACCCGUGCCACCUCCUCUGGUUCCUGGCAUCGAUUUCACACAUCAGGUUCGCUUAGAAUUAGGCAAAGAUUUUCCGGAAUUUAUUGGCAGAGGAAUGACGAUGCUGGGAGCCGAGAUUCAAGGAGCCGGUUCUGAAAUUUCCAAAUCGGUUGUUACAGUCACUCGACAUGGCAAACCGAAGUCAUCGAUCUCACAAAUACAUGAGUGUGCUUUAUACAUGCGUAUGAAUGUUGAAUUUCUUGUUGUUAAAGAAGAGGGGCCGGCGCACGACAGACAUUAUGUGCUACGGUGCAGCCUGAUCUCGGAUGAUAAAGUAAUCUCGGCGGAUGGCGAGGGAAGUAGCAAGAAGAUUGCGAAACAGAAUGCUUGCUCACGAAUGCUCGAACAGUUGAAAUCUGUUGAGUCAUCGCCUAUUUUUAUUGCUGCAAAUGUGAUUAAAUUGCAAAAGAAGGUUGGUCCGCCGAAGGAGCUGAAACGAAAGACAAUAAUCAAAGUGAUCUGCGAUAACGAUCAACGCUGUGAAGGUACAGGGCCGAACAAGAAACUUGCAAAGCGAGCUGCUGCCGAAGCAAUGCUAGCCAAAAUUGGUUAUGUGAAGCCGAUGCCAAAACCCGGAAAAAGCCUGUUGAAGAGGCGACCAAACGAUGUACAGCAGCCAGUUGAAAUUGGUAAAAAUUCCCCUGCACAUCAUUUUCAUAUUUUUUUAUCAGAACUUCUUGGUAAUACAACUUCUCAACCGUGUCAUGUCAACCAAUUGAAAAAUGCUCUAACUUAG
Gongylonema pulchrum is the source of this 1611-nucleotide messenger RNA. The record is from the annotation of a GenBank genome assembly. Lineage: Eukaryota; Metazoa; Nematoda; Chromadorea; Rhabditida; Gongylonematidae.